This is a messenger RNA of Pomacea canaliculata, 3993 nucleotides long. RefSeq names its product lethal(2) giant larvae protein homolog 1-like. Gene Ontology annotation, cellular component: cytoplasm; plasma membrane; cortical actin cytoskeleton. The record is from RefSeq and is a predicted model, not a curated record. NCBI's taxonomy places the organism in Eukaryota, Metazoa, Mollusca, Gastropoda, Architaenioglossa, Ampullariidae. Gene Ontology annotation, biological process: cortical actin cytoskeleton organization; regulation of Notch signaling pathway; establishment of spindle orientation. Gene Ontology annotation, molecular function: GTPase activator activity; syntaxin binding; myosin II binding. The coding region runs from base 277 to 3402 and encodes 1041 amino acids. The transcript has 25 exons.
AAGUUGCUGUGCCGACAGCGGAAGAAUAUGUUCCGAAACCAUUGAUGGCCGAAGGCUGCUGACGAAAUGGAUUAAUCAAAUAGUAUUAACGCUUCGCUUUAAAAAAUUACAAGAAAGCUGACAGUGGUUUAACGUGCUGUUUUCAGCUAACAGUCAAUCAUCCUUCAGGGUUAGGGUUGGUGUAGACUAAAUAUUAUCGAAACAAAAUCUUGUCAAUAUUGCGUAUGCCUUUAUUAUAAAACAGACGCGACACGCUGGACAAUCGGAAUCGUAACAAUGUUCAGUUUUUUAAAAAAGCAUCCACCCAGAGAAGGCGAAGAAAGAGAGAAAAUUAAAAAAGAGUUAUUCAGUUUCAAAAAGUGUGGAGAUUAUGGAUUUCCAAGCAAGCCUUGUGCCUUAGCAUAUGAUGCAGUACUCCGUCUUCUUGGCGUAGGCACCAAGUCAGGAGCCAUUAAAGUAUAUGGUGCACCUGGUGUAAAAUUUUCUGGAUUUCACAAGUCGGAUGUUGCAGUGGUCAGCCUUUUCUUCCUACCUGAAGAGGGUCGAUUGGUAUCUGUAUGUAGUGACAACUCAGUGCAUCUAUGGGAAAUCAAUCUUCAUGGUGGUAACUCCGUUCUUGAGGAAGUCAGGGAGUUCCUAAUGGAAAAUAACAAGAUGAAGACUAUCUCAACAUGUUGUUUGACACCUGGAAGUCGGACUUUGCUUCUUGGUACUGAAGGGGGCAACAUUUACAUUCUUGACCUCAUAUCUUUUACCCUAUUGGACCAGAUCAUCUACCAAGAUGUUGUCAUGCAAAAUGUUCCAGAUGACUUUAAAGUGUGUCCAGGGGCAGUAGAAGCAAUUGCAGUACAUCCAGCUAAUCCAGAAAAAUUCCUCAUUGGUUACAACAGAGGUCUUAUUGUAAUGUGGAACAACAGAGAAUGCAACACUGAAAAAACCUAUAAUGCAACACAGCAACUGGAAUCUUUGGCCUGGCAUCGUAGUGGAGAUGAAUUCAUUAGCUCACAUGCAGAUGGAAGUUACAUUACUUGGAGUAUGUUCAGUUUUACCAUGAAGGCAUCUGUUACACCAUAUGGUCCCUUUCCAUGUAAAGCAAUCAACAAACUUCAAUGGAAAACAUCAAAAGGGGGCGACUUCAUAAUUUUUUCUGGUGGCAUGCCAAGAGCAAGUUACGGGGAUCGCCACACUAUUAGUGUGAUGCAAGGUGAUGAAAACCAUGUAGUAUUAGACUUCACAUCUCGUGUUGUGGACUUCAUUACUGUGUGCAAUGCUGAUGAGACAGCAGACAUCUCAGAAGAAAGAGAUGAACCCAAUAUAUUAGUAGUACUUGUAGAAGAAGAGUUGGUGGUACUUGACUUGGAGAGUCGUGACUGGCUUUCAUUCUGCCUGCCAUACUUAAACAGUGCUCAUGCUUCUGCCAUUACUUGUACCCAACAUAUUCUGAAUGUUCCUGACCAACUGUGGCUGAAGUUAAUUGAUGCUGGGAAUGCUCAAAGGAGAAAGCUUUCCAAACGUGAAUGGCCAAUCAGUGGAGGAAAGAAUCUUGCCAGAGAAACAGUGUCCAAGGAUUUACUUAUUACAGGCCAUGAAGAUGGUACAGUCAGGUUUUGGGAUGUGUCAGGCACAUGUCUAUCAUUGCUAUAUUGCUUGGCAACUGCACCUUUUUUUGGAUUUCCGGACCAUACUGGAGAGUCAUCAAAUAGUGAGGAAGAUUGGCCACCAUUUAGAAAGGUGGGCACAUUUGAUCCCUACAGUGAUGAUCCACGGCUUGCCAUCCAGAAGAUAGCUCUUUGCUCUUUCAGUGAAACGCUUGUUGUGGCAGGGACUGCAGGGCAGGUAGUAGUGCUGCAAAUGGAACGAGAGCAGCAUGUCCAAGAGCUAAAGGCUUCCACUCUGAAUAUUGUAAGUGAUCGAGACAACUUUGUGUGGAAGGGUCAUGAAAUGUUGACACCCACAGUUGGCGAUGUAUCGUUUGAUGCUGGCUACCAUCCAACAUGCAUCUUGCAGUUAUAUCCUCCUGCUGCAUGCACAGCCUUGGCCCUUCAUUCAGAGUGGCAGCUAGUGGCUGCUGGAACAGCUCAUGGAUUCGGUCUAUUUGAUUAUGCUCAACAAAAGGAAAUUAUACACAAAUGUACUCUCAGCAUGGGGGAUAUGUCUGGUUCUUCAGACACAACCAUGUCACGUCGUAAGUCUUUAAAAAGGUCACUAAGAGAAUCAUUCCGCCGCCUUCGAAAAGGGAGAUCAGAGAGGAGGAAGCAUGAAAAAUAUAAAGGAAAGAAUGAUGAAAAGCAGCACCAACGGACAACUGUGGAAAGUGAAGAUAUUGCAGGGGAAGCUCAUCCUGUUGAGCGCAUUGUUGAAGCUCGUAGUACAGAAGAUUCUAUGGCAUCCAUGGUACGGUCUGUGUACUUUGCAGACACCUUUAUUGUUAGUGGAGCCAACAGUCCUUCACUCUGGAUAGGCACAAAUGGAGGACAUGUGUACAUUUUUAUCCUUUCUGUACCCACAAGUGACAAACGAUCAAGUCAUCCAGUUGGAAGCCAACUGGCCAAGGAAAUAAAACUGAAGCAUCACGCUCCUGUCAUAAAUAUAGCCGUCAUGGAUGGAAAAAAUCACAUCUUACCAGCACCUUUUGAGGUGAUCCAUGAACACGCUAAAGCACCAGAUAUGGGAGGACAACAUUCUGCAAUAAUUUGUUCUGAGGAACAACUAAAGGUGUUUACUUUACCUGCUUUAAAGCCGAGAUGGAAGAACAAGAUCACUGCAGUUGAUGGUGCACGCCUGAGACGUACAUCUUUUGUUGCAUUUAGAAGCAAAAGGGCUGACAACUAUUCUGAAUUUGAUAUAGCCUGUCUUAAUAAUCUUGGGGAGCUGGCAAUAUAUUCUGUGGCCUCUUUGCGGCGUCAGAUGAUUACUUCAGCCAUCAAAAAAGAAGAUAUUAAUGGAAUAGCAUCAUUCGUCUUCACAAAGGAUGGACAGGGGUUCUACUUACAAUCACCAUCAGAGUUUUGUCAUAUCUCACUUUCGGCAUGUGAUACAAAAGCACCUGUGUGCAUGCUGCAGUUACGUGAGGGUAUGCGACCAGAGCCUGGACCUCUUGUUGGCACUUCACAGUUUUCCUCUGUGCAAGACAUGAUGAAUGCUGCAGAAAGGGAGGGGAGCCCAGAGGAAAGAGAAGUGGAUCUGAGAGGUUAUGAUACAUCUGACAUUCUGACUGGUUUGGAUGAAAGCCAGGCAACUGAUUCACGGACAGACACUUCUGGUGACAUCACUGUAGACAGCAUUCAAGACCAUGUGAAUGAAACCACUCAGCACACCACUGCAGUGAUUUUUACUGAAACCACAAGCAUUACAGAUACAGCCAAUUCCUCUUUGGCACCACAAUUGAUUGUGAUGAGCUGAGGAGGAUUGCCACAGAGUUAUCAGCAAUAGUAGAAUACAUCAGACCUGACAUGUAUAGAGGUGCAAUUACUACUUCAAGAAACCUUUUAAUGCUGUGGAUAGCAUUCAUCAUCCUACUUGAAUAGCAUGUUGAUACCUUGAAAAUAAAUUAGAGUACGUUAUCAGAAUUGUCCAGAUAUGUUCAUAUCUGCCAUUUCCAUUUUAUUGUGCAGUAAUGAUAAAAAUUUCUGUUUCUUUCCUUUUUUGGAUUAUAUUUUAUUCUUUGUUUAAUCCAUUACAUUAAAGAGGAUAAUUUGUUUUUUCUUAUUGUGGUUAUGAAAUGUCCUGUUCAUAAAAUUAUACUGAUAUAUUUUGCUUCAGUUUUCAUAAGUCUUGUGACAAAAGAUGUUUAGAACUAGUUUAAUAGAGUUUGUAUAAAAAUAUGUAGUGUAUACUCUUUUGACAAGUGGCAAUUUAGAAUUAUGUUAUUACGAAGUUGAUUAACUGAUUGUAAGAUGGAUGAUACUUAUAACUACAUGUGCUUCAAUACUUAUUAAUCUUGUGACUUAAUACAAUUAUAUGAGAAAUGUUUAGAAAUAGUAUAGUUUUUGU